UGCAAACGCCGAGCUGCAAAUGUGCUUCCUGUUCUACAACCGCGCGACUGUUGCCUACUUGCAGGCGGCAUCCUCUCUCCCAACCAAAAUCGAGAGAGUCCACCCCUGCGAGCGCUGACAGUGCGGCGGCGCGAACAACCCUGCGCAUUUCUCUCCCGCAAAACUCAAAGCAAGCGGGCGCAUUUCGCGAGUCCCCCUCUCGCGCCGAAGAAAGUGAGAGAAAGAGCAAACGAAGCAAGCCUGGCGAAGACGGCGGCCUUUGGUGUUGGUGCAGGUGCAGAGCGCGCUUCAUAGUGAAAUUUUUCUCCAGCCGAGGCAGAAGCAAAACGCUGCGACGCUCGCUCGACUUCUGCUGUCAAAAAGGGAGGAAGACAUAGUGUGUGAGGGGGAUUUUUGGGUGUUGAAAAUUCGGCAGUUUGCAGUGUCCGUAGUGGUGUGAAAAGUGGUUCCGGAAGGCGCCCAGCGGCCAGUGCAGCCCGUGUGCCGUAAAGUUCAGAUACUACCCUAAUUCACCAUGUCCUCGAAACGCAAAUCACCCCCGAACAAGCUCUCCAACGCCGGUUCUCCAGCGUCCCCACCGCAGCACGAGAAGAACAACUUCAAGAAGAUCUCGCUCAAGAACGAGGACCUGAUCCGCUCCUCGCCGGUGAAGGAACUGAACUGCGCGUUCGACGCCAGCUUCCUGUCGAUGCAGAAGAUGCAGUCCCAGCUGGAGCCCAAGUUCGUCAAGAACGAAAUGCACAACAGCGGGGACUACAUCAUGGGCGGAAGUCCGCACCACCACCAGCAGCAGCUGCAUCACCACCAGAUGUCCGGAGGUCACCUGUUUGGGGGAAUGCCCGGCGGAGCAGCCGGAGGUCAUCCGCUGAUGAUGGACGGAGACUUCCACCAGUUUAAUCUGCCCUUUCUGAACGUGGCCAGCUACAUUCUGAAGGGAUCCGAUCCGGCCAUCGGGAAGAACGACAACUACCAGCUCACGAUGAACCUGGACAGCUUGAACAUCUCCAACAACCAGGCGGAAAUGGCCCACCAACAGCAGCAGCAGCAGCAACAGCCGGGACCACCCCGCAAGAUGAACAACUUGAUACUGAACCAUUUAAAGUCCAUUGUGGACAACUUUGACAGCUUGAAUAACAAUGUUAAUGAUAAAAACUCGUACACCCCACCGCCGCCAUCGAUGCCAACUUCAUCACAACAACAACAAACGUCAUCCGCCAUCAACCAUAACAACAACCACAACCACCACCGCGCAACCCCGGACGAACCACCGUCCGGCGGUGACGCUGCGAACAACCACGACGACAAGCAAAACUACGAGGGGUUCCGCUCGCGGCUGGACGAACGCAUCAGCAAUCUGCAGCUGAGCAAGCGCGAGAUCAACCUGAUGCGGCUCAACCUCAGCCUGCUGGACUUUCCGAACGAGAUUCCGCCGAGCCUGCUCAACAACAACUCGGGCCGGAAUUAUGGUGGAGGCGGUUACGACGGCAGUAGGCCACCCGGGGAUGACCUGAACUGCAGCAAUGCCUCGCAAAACAAUGCCAACAUUAAACUGAUUAAAAGAAGCUUCAAGGAAUCGCUGUACGAGAAGGAGAAGAACAUCAACCGGCUCAUCAUGUACUUCACCAUCUGGCGCGAGAUGCUGCUCAAGGCGGAAUUUGUAAGGCUCGGCGGGCUUAAGGGAUCGCGACGACGGACGCGAGAUUCUGAAAGUGGAUUCAACUACUGUGAUACGGCGGCGAACCAAGUGAUACUACCAAACGCCGACAACAAAAAGUACAAAUUCAACAACAAUUCCAAAUCGAACCUGGACGCGGCCGCGUCCACGGUGACCGCUGCUCCCUCCUCGACCGUGGUCAGCACGACGCCUCCGCACGGCCAACAACAACCUCCCCAACAACUGUCCCUGGCCGCAACGAGUUCGCUUCCCCGUCGGAGCGACGCUUCCGGCUCGACCCCACCGACCCCGUCCGGCGGCGAGGAUGACGUACCGCUGGAUGAUAACUGUAUCCAGCGGUACCGGAACGUUUUCCAGGCCAUUUCCGGCAACAGUGGGGGCGAAACGAGGAAGAAGGGUUCGCGGAAGCGACCGCCAGGGUUCAUGGACGAGCUGCUGGACGUGGGCCAGGAGGAGGACAAGAGUUCUCCGGUGGAUUUGCGGUCCGGACCGACGACGCCCACUUCGUACGAGUUGGAGUAUGACGGGGGAGGAGGAGGAGGCGGCAAGAAGGAAGACCAAAGAUACUUGAAGGAUGAGGCACCGAUCAAUUUGAGCAAGAGGAAGAGCGAUUACAGUCCGAUCCGGGAGAUGGGCAACGGUGGGAAGCUGGGACUGUUCCAGCACUGUGAUUUGGACGGGGAUGGGAUGCGGAUGGACGGGGUUGGGUCGCUGGGUAACGAUCGCGAUCUAGCGGAUAAGUAUUUGCUCAAGCCGAAGCGGGAACGGUUGGAUCCGGAACCGGUUGUGGGUGGGUUGUUCGACUACAAGCCGGAUGGCUUGAAGGCCAAGCUCGGGUUGUACCAUCAGUCGCCGAGUCCGCACCACAGUCCGGACGGGAUGGGAGACGGAGGGUACUCGCUUCCGCAGCCGUUCUUCAUCAAGAAUCCGGAUCUUCACGGUGGAAACCCUCCCGGACUUGGAGUUCCCUUCAACAGUAACGCCAUGCUGGACAACAUGAACCGACACCUGAUGCGACAACAGCAGCAGCAGCAACAACUUCAAAACACUGUCCAAGGAAUGCCACCUGGAGCGAGCACCGGAAGUGGAAGCGGAAGCAGCAAGAAGGACAAGUCAAACCACCACCAACAACUAGCAAUGGACCUGAACCCCGGCGAACUCAACACCUCGCGCCGUUCCGGAGCCGAAAAGAACCACAUCAAGCGCCCGAUGAACGCGUUCAUGGUCUGGGCCAAGGACGAACGGCGCAAGAUCCUCAAGGCCUGCCCCGACAUGCACAACUCGAACAUUUCCAAAAUCCUCGGCGCCCGCUGGAAGGCCAUGACGAACCUGGAGAAGCAACCCUACUACGAGGAGCAGGCCAAGCUAUCCAAGCAGCACAUGGAAAAGCACCCCGACUACCGUUACCGACCCCGGCCCAAGCGAACCUGCAUUAUCGACGGCAAGAAGAUGCGCAUCUCCGAGUACAAAUGUCUCAUGAAGAACCGCCGCCAGGAGAUUCGGCAGUUUUGGACGCGAGACUACGACGGGGCCAGCGAUCAGAGCUGUGGCCCGAUGGACAAACCUCCCUCGGGAGCGCCCGGUUCCACCGGUGGAGGAGGUGGCAGUGGAGGCGGCGGCGGGAAGGCCAUCAAGAAUGAGGCCAUGUGAGGGAUGGUGAGUGCGGUGGCCGGAUUGGGCACCGUACCGCCGUCCUUUGAGGAGGAUAACUGUGACCAGCGGCAAAGUCAGCCGUUGUGGAGGCCAUAGAUUGGGGUUUUUUCGCUUUUGUUUUGGGGCUGUGGAAGAUUUCGGGGAGGGACGGGUUUUUUGGAAGGGGGAAGAAUCGAUUGCAGCAAGAUA
Molecule: messenger RNA, 3517 nt
Organism: Culex pipiens pallens (northern house mosquito)
Lineage: Eukaryota; Metazoa; Arthropoda; Insecta; Diptera; Culicidae
Gene: Sox102F
Exons: 5
Coding region: 515-3325 (936 amino acids)
Biological process (GO): regulation of transcription by RNA polymerase II; cell fate commitment
Cellular component (GO): nucleus
Molecular function (GO): RNA polymerase II cis-regulatory region sequence-specific DNA binding; DNA-binding transcription factor activity, RNA polymerase II-specific
Source: RefSeq, a predicted model, not a curated record